Molecule: messenger RNA, 393 nt
Organism: Prorocentrum cordatum
Lineage: Eukaryota; Dinophyceae; Prorocentrales; Prorocentraceae
Source: the annotation of a GenBank genome assembly
AUGGAAGCCAUCGAGGGGGGCAAGGCCCCGGAGCAGGGCCUGGGCCCGAUCAGCACCAAACGCGGCCUGGAGAUGCUGGCGACGUGGGGCGAGAAGGCCAGCGCGAAGGAGGCCGUGGUUCAGGCCACGAGAUGUUUCUUCAUCGAGACGAAGGAGAGCCCAGACAGCGACGUGGAGUGCGUGAAGUGGAUCUUCGCGAUGAACUCGCACCCGGAACUCAAGACCUCGUUCGACAUCGCGAGGUCCAACGGGUGCCUGAAGGCGAUCAGCCUCCAGCUGGGCAAGGACGAGGCCCCCCGCAGCCGCGCCGCCAAGCAAGUAGAGCGCCUGGCCUUCCGCAGGGGCGGAGGCGGGGCAACAGCAGGCAAAGGCAAGAUGACACAGCGCAAGUAG